Molecule: messenger RNA, 2021 nt
Organism: Sorex araneus (European shrew)
Lineage: Eukaryota; Metazoa; Chordata; Mammalia; Eulipotyphla; Soricidae
Gene: ISOC1
Product: isochorismatase domain containing 1
Exons: 5
Coding region: 59-952 (297 amino acids)
Cellular component (GO): cytoplasm
Source: RefSeq, a predicted model, not a curated record
GGGCGGCGGGCGCGGGGAGCGCCUCGGCCGGCGCGGAGCUCGCAGACGCGCGGGGAACAUGGCGGCGGCGGAGCCGGCUGUCGCGGCGCUGGCGGGCGGCGGCGUGGGCGCGGCGGCGCCGUCGGGCGCGGUCCCCGUGCUCUUCUGCUUCUCGGUGUUCGCGCGGCCCUCGUCCGUGCCGCACGGCGCGGGCUACGAGCUGCUCAUCCAGAAGUUCCUCAGCCUCUACGGCGACCAGAUCGACAUGCACCGCAAAUUCGUGGUGCAGCUCUUCGCCGAGGAGUGGGGCCAGUACGUGGACCUGCCCAAGGGCUUCGCGGUGAGCGAGCGCUGCAAGGUGCGCCUCGUGCCGCUGCAGAUCCAGCUUACUACCCUGGGAAAUCUUACACCUUCCAGCACUGUAUUUUUUUGCUGUGAUAUGCAGGAAAGGUUUCGACCAGCCAUCAAGUAUUUUGGAGAUAUUAUCAGCGUGGGACAAAGAUUGUUACAAGGGGCCCGGAUUUUAGGAAUUCCAGUUAUUGUCACGGAACAGUACCCUAAGGGUCUGGGAAGUACUGUUCAAGAAAUCGAUUUAACAGGUGUAAAGUUAGUACUUCCCAAGACCAAGUUUUCCAUGGUGUUGCCAGAAGUAGAAGCGGCAUUAGCAGAAAUUCCUGGAGUUCGGAGUGUUGUGUUAUUUGGAGUAGAAACUCAUGUGUGCAUCCAACAAACAGCUCUGGAGCUUGUUGGCCGGGGUAUCGAGGUUCACAUUGUUGCUGAUGCCACCUCUUCGAGAAGCAUGAUGGAUCGGAUGUUUGCUCUUGAGCGUCUUGCUCGAACUGGGAUCAUCGUAACAACAAGCGAAGCUGUUCUGCUGCAGCUGGUGGCCGAUAAAGAUCAUCCGAAGUUCAAGGAAGUCCAGAACCUCAUUAAGGCGAGCGCGCCAGAGUCAGGUCUGCUGUCCAAAGUAUAGACCUGGUGAGGGACUGAUCCUCUGCUUGCCCCUCGGGCACGGGACUGGGAGCCCAGACAAGCUCUUAUCUGGACCAGAAUUUAAAAAUUAAGUUAAAAACCGGCUCCUUCUUUUGCGUCUCUUAAUAAUCUGUAACCAGUUAGGUCAUUUGGGUACCAGCAUUUAGUGACCAUGUCCAAGGCUUCCGGUGCUGCCUCCCCACCUCAUUUGUCACUGUGCUCUUAUUUGUUGGAACAACAUAGAGAUAACAGAGGUCCCCCUUCUGCUGUACUGUCCUCACUGAUGAGCACUUGCAGAAGUGCGCAUUAAGUUUCAUUGAGCUGUGCACUUUAGAGAGAGAGAGAGAGAGAGAGAGAGAGAGAGAGAGAGAGAGAGAAGGUCCUGGUCAUUGUACAGUGUAUCUUGAGGCUUUAGUGUGGGUUCAGUGCUUUUGCUCUCUCCAAAUUGAGUGAAGAAGGAUUUUGUCUGAGAAUCUGAAAACAGGAUUGUGGAUGGUGCCGCCCGCCUGGGCCCUACUGUCAGUUUGCAGACUAAGUCGCGCUGCUCUAACCGGGCAAAAUUAUGUCGAGUAAUUACUUAUCUCCCUGUUACUAGGCUAAUUUUCUGAUCUGGUCACCACUACUAAUUCUCUGUUAAUGUUUGUUUUUAGCUGAAUCUUUUUGUUUCAAAUACUCACUGGGUCAUUUCGAGUUUUGAUUUUGUAAACAGAUGGACUGAUUUUCAAGGCGAAAAGCUGUUUUAAAAUCAGUGAAGGAUUUUACCUUAAAUCAGUACAGCCAUCUUGAAUAAACUUUCUGGUAUGUACAAGAUUAGCAAAAAGUUAAAGACUGGAUAAAAUGUAGUUUAUAAAAUGUCUGUAUUCUUGGUUGGUAUUUUUUCCACCUACUCAGUAAAUGUUAUUGUUAAUUGAGAAGGCAUCAGUAAUAGUUUGGGAUAUUAAUUUUGUAGUCAUUGCUAUCCUUCAAUAAAUUUAUUUUCAUUACAUACUUAUAGAAGAUUUUCAAGCUUUUUUUAAUUUUGUGAAAUAUGGAACAUUGCUGUCUUUUACAUUAAAAUAAUUAAAACAUUU